AUGAAGUGCCAUAUAAACGAUCCUCUCCAUAUUCCACAUGAGUGGUAUCAAUCAGGUAGCCUUCUCAUUGGUGGAAUUGCUUCUCAGAUAAUUUACAUUUCUUCAGAUGUUCUCUUCAGCAAACACCCUUCCCAGGAUGAGUUUGAUGUUCAAGUAGUGGUGGCAAAGUUAUACCAGCACAUCCUAGCCUUGGCGUUUGCUGUGAAUGAGAUCAAUGAGAAUCCAAAGAUCUUGCAUAAUAUCACACUUGGUUUCCACAUCUAUGACAGCUAUUACAGCCUGAUGAUGACCUAUCGUACCACUCUGGACCUGCUUUUCAAUUUGCGUAGAUUUCCCCCCAACUACAGGUGUGAUUUGCCAAAAAACCUGAUGGCUGUCAUUGGUGGCCUUGGCUCAGACAUCUCCUUUCACAUAUCAGACAUAUUAGGUCUCUACAAGAUUCCACAGCUCACAUAUGGCUCCUUUGCCCCAGGGAAAAGUGAUACAACACAACUAUCUUCCUUUUACCGCAUGAUUCCAAAUGAAUCUCAUCAGUACCUGGGGAUUCUCCGAUUACUUCAGCAUUUUGGAUGGAUGUGGGUUGGGCUAUUUGCUGUGAAUGAUGAUAGUGGAGAACAGUUCUUGCAGGUGUUGGAACCAAUGCUUUCUCAGAAUGGCAUCUGUUCAGCCUUUGCAGAAAGAAUUCCAAAGCAAGCAUCUUGGCAUACAGGAAACCAAAUGAACACUAUGGCCUUCAAUAUUAACCAACGUUUGACAAAUAGCACAGCUAAUACAUUGAUUAUCUAUGGAGAAACUAUGAUCAUUUCAUGGUUAAUUCUUAUAGCAGAUCUUGUAUAUAAAGAAAAUAUGAUGUCUUGGAGAAAGCUGUGGAUCAUGACAGCCCAGAUCGAUGUUGCAUUAACAAGCAUUCAAGCCCAAGCAAAUUUGCAAGUGUUCCAAGGUGCUAUUUUGUUCACAGCGCACUCACACGAGCUUCCAAGCUUUAAGGAAUUUCUUCAGAAUAUAAAACUUUGCAGGACACAAGAAAACAGCUUUUUCAAGGACUUCUGUGAGCAAAUAUUUGGCUGCUCAUUUCCAAAUUCCCAGAAUCUGAUGGAGGAUGGUAGUGAAUGUACAGGGGAGGAAAGGCUAGAAAGUCUUCCUGGAUCUCUCUUUGAAAUAGCUGUGACUGGCCACAGCUACAGCAUCUAUAAUGCUGUUUAUGCUGUGGUGCAUUCUUUCCAUGCAAUGUAUUCAUCUAGAUCCAUUCACAGGAUAAAAAGAAAGAAGAGAAGUCUUCAAGAUUUUGGGGCUUGGGAGGUGCUGCCUAUUUCUUUGUGUUGUGACUCCUGCCACCCUGGUUAUCAGAAGAAGAAGAGAGAAGGGGUGAAGUUUUGUUGCUAUGAUUGUGUUCCAUGCCCAGAUGGAGAGAUUUCAAACCAAAAGGACAUGGACAAUUGUUUCAGAUGCCCAGAAAAUCAGUACCCAAGCAAAGGCCAAGAUCGAUGCAUUCCCAGAGCUGUGAGCUUUCUGUCAUAUGAAGAACCAUUAGGGAUUAGUUUAGCUUCACUCUCAGCUAUGCUUUCCCUGAUCACAGUUUUGGUGCUAGGAACUUUUAUUAAGCACAAAGAGACCCCCAUAGUCAAAGCCAACAACCGGGAUGUCACCUAUACUCUUCUGAUCUCUCUCCUGCUUUGCUUUCUCUGUUCUUUCUUAUUUCUCGGAAAACCAAAGAAGGUGACCUGUCUUCUACAACAAUCAGCUUUUGGCAUCAUCUUCACAGUGGCUGUUUCUUCUGUGUUGGCCAAAACCAUCAUUGUGGUUUUGGCUUUCAAGGCCACCAAGCCAGGAUCCAGCAUGAGGAAAUGGGUGGGGAAAACAAUGACAGGUUCAAUUGUUCUUUCCUGCUCCCUUGUUCAAGGAGUCAUUUGUGCAGUGUGGCUAGGAAUCUCUCCCCCCUUUCCAGAUGUUGACAUGCAGUCACUAGCAGGAAAGAUCAUCAUAAAAUGUAAUGAAGGCUAUGUCAACAUGUUUUACAUUGUCAUGGGCUAUAUGGGACUUCUGUCUGUUAUAAGCUUCACUGUGGCUUUCCUAGCCAGGAAGUUGCCAGAUAGUUUUAAUGAAGCCAAGUUCAUCACUUUUAGUAUGCUAGUGUUCUGCAGUGUUUGGGUGUCAUUUGUACCAACGUACCUGAGCACCAAAGGCAAAUACAUGGUGGCUGUGGAGAUCUUCUCUAUUUUAGCUUCCAGUGCUGGGUUACUAGGCUGUAUCUUCUCUCCCAAAUGCUAUAUUAUUUUGCUGAAGCCUGAGCUGAAUCACAGGGAGCAGCUAAGAAAGCGAAAUAAUGGAAGCAACCAAGAACCUUAG
Podarcis raffonei (Aeolian wall lizard) is the source of this 2346-nucleotide messenger RNA. Its product is annotated as vomeronasal type-2 receptor 26-like. The record is from RefSeq and is a predicted model, not a curated record. Gene Ontology annotation, molecular function: G protein-coupled receptor activity. Bases 1 to 2346 code for a protein of 781 amino acids. Gene Ontology annotation, cellular component: membrane. The transcript has 5 exons. NCBI's taxonomy places the organism in Eukaryota, Metazoa, Chordata, Lepidosauria, Squamata, Lacertidae. Gene Ontology annotation, biological process: G protein-coupled receptor signaling pathway.